AUGGCCGCCCCCGCUACCGCCCCCGCUGCAUCCAAAUUGCAAGCCUUAUGGAACCAUCCCGCAGGUAUGGUGCACGUGCUCCCAAAGUGUGCUGAGCGCGAGCGAGCUGCCAAGCUGACGUGGUGAUGUCCCGUCUGUGGUGUCUCUCUCCCCAACGCGUGCUCUCCUCGUCGACCGCGCUGCCCUCGGCUUCUCGUGAUCGUCGUCGUUGCCUACGUCUGGCUUGUGGUAUAUUAGGUCCCAAGUAAGUAAUAAAGCCUGAUAUCCCCGCGUCUGACCCGCACUGACUUGGCUGCAUCCCCCACCCGCUCGUCGCUCCAGGACCGUCUUCUUCUGGGCGCCCAUGUUCAAGUGGUUCGUGACCACAGAGAUCCCUCCAAGGCCCCACGCUGUGGACCGGAAGCUGACCAUUGCGUUUCGAUUGCUUUUGAAAAUAGGGGCUUGGUCGCUGCCGGCUUGAAGGACUUGUCGAGGCCAGCGGAGAAGAUCUCGAUCCCUCAAAACCUGGGUCCGUAACCGUAAUCACGAAUCAGUCCUCGGAGCGAACGAAAGCAACUUACCUCUUCGGAAUACUCUCUUUAGCUCUGACUGCAACGGGUUUGAUCUGGGUGCGUUACUCGUUCGUCAUCACGCCCGUCAAUUACUCUUUGGCGGCCGUCAACGCUUUCGUCGGAGCGACGGGGAUCGCUAGUUUGUCUCGAGCGCUUGCGUCAGUCCUACCUCACGAAACAAAGAUUUCAGAAGGUUGGAACCUGAUUCGAAUCUUCUGUUUUGGGUGGCUCAGAUGGAAGUACAUGACACCGGAGGAACAGAUGAAGGUGCGCGCCGAGCGGGCAGCUCAAGAGGCCAAGAAUGCGGCGCUCAAGCUCAAGGACCAGGCUGUCGACAAGAUCAAGGCUUGA
This is a messenger RNA of Microbotryum saponariae, 902 nucleotides long. The record is from the annotation of a GenBank genome assembly. NCBI's taxonomy places the organism in Eukaryota, Fungi, Basidiomycota, Microbotryomycetes, Microbotryales, Microbotryaceae.